This is a messenger RNA of Setaria italica (foxtail millet), 1961 nucleotides long. RefSeq names its product probable protein phosphatase 2C 33. The record is from RefSeq and is a predicted model, not a curated record. Gene Ontology annotation, molecular function: protein serine/threonine phosphatase activity. The transcript has 7 exons. Gene Ontology annotation, biological process: protein dephosphorylation. Lineage: Eukaryota; Viridiplantae; Streptophyta; Magnoliopsida; Poales; Poaceae. The coding region runs from base 261 to 1553 and encodes 430 amino acids.
GCGGAUUAAAAUCCUCGCCCCCAUUUCCAGCCCCUUUCUGUUCACUGCCCUCGCCAAAUUCCCCCAAUCCCAGCUCGCCGCCGACGGCAUUGCGUCGCCAUUGCCUCCGAAUCCGAGUGCGCGUCGCGUGAUCCCGGAUCCAGCUUGGCGUCUUUACCCGCCGUCGCCUCCGACCCAACAUUUUCCGCGCAAGGCAUGGUGCCGUCCCGGCGGUUUUUUGGGAGAGUGCUUCUUCUGUAGGACCGCGGCGAGAGGCUGUGAUGGCGGGCGCCGCCACGGAGGGGAAGCUCUCCCCGGCUCUGCCCCUGGCCACACUGAUCGGCCGCGAGCUCCGCGGCGACGGCUCCGAGCGCCCGCUCGUGCGGUACGGCCACUCCGGCUUCGCCAAGCGCGGCGAGGACUACUUCCUCGUCAAGCCCGACUGCCUCCGCGUCCCAGGCGACCCUUCCUCCGCGUUCUCCGUCUUCGCUGUGUUCGACGGCCACAAUGGCGUGUCGGCGGCGGUGUUCAGCAAGGAGAAAUUGCUGGAGCACGUGAUGAGCGCCGUGCCUCAGGGCAUCAGCCGCGAGGACUGGCUACAGGCGCUGCCGCGCGCGCUCGUCGCUGGAUUCGUCAAGACAGACAUUGACUUCCAGCGCAAGGGGGAGACUUCAGGGACAACGGCGACCCUGGUUGUGGUUGAUGGGUUCACGGUCACCGUGGCUUCAGUGGGAGAUUCCAGGUGCAUUCUGGAUACACAAGGUGGCGAGGUCUCGUUGCUGACUGUGGAUCACCGGCUAGAAGAGAAUGCAGAGGAGAGGGAGCGGGUCACAGCAAGUGGAGGGGAGGUCAGCCGGCUUAAUCUCUGUGGAGGACAAGAGGUUGGUCCUCUCCGAUGCUGGCCUGGUGGAUUGUGCCUUUCAAGGUCAAUUGGGGAUACUGAUGUCGGCGAGUUCAUUGUACCGAUUCCACAUGUCAAGCAAGUGAAGCUCCCAAAUACUGGUGGAAGACUAAUAAUUGCUUCAGAUGGAAUAUGGGAUGCUCUGUCCUCAGAGACUGCUGCUCAGGCAUGUCGGGGAUUGCCUGCAGAACUGGCUGCGAAGCUUGUUGUUAAGCAAGCUCUGAAGACUAGCGGGUUGAAAGACGACACCACAUGCGUGGUUGUUGACAUCAUUCCAUCUGAUCAUUGUUCAACACCACCAGCAUUGUCUCCAAAGAGAAAUCAGAACAUGUUGAAGUCUCUUAUUUUUGGUAGGAGGUCACAUAGUUCUGUCGGAAAGCUCAGCAAAUCUGCUUCAUUGAGCUCUGUGGAAGAAAUAUUUGAGGAGGGAUCUGCAAUGUUGGAAGAAAGGUUGGGUAGAAAUUUCCCAUCAAAAGCUAAUCUGCCUCCCUUCCGCUGCGCUAUCUGCCAAGUGGACCAAGAGCCGUUCGAAGGUUUAAUGACGGACAAUGUAGGUGGCUGCUGCUCAGCCCCAUCAACACCAUGGGGUGGUCCUUAUCUUUGUUCAGACUGUAGGAAAAAGAAGGAUGCGAUGGAAGGUAAAAGAUCAAGCCGCUCAACAACGUGCAGGUGAAGGUACUGAUAGGAAACCACCGGGUCCUGUCCAUGCCAACUAGUCUUCGAUUUCGGUUUUCUGCUGCUUGUAAAAAGAGAAGAAUAAACCGUUUGUUGUUUGAUCCAAGUAUUGUGUGGUGAAACUAACUGCACUCCAGCCUGAACUGAAAAAAUUGGGGGUAACUAACAAGCCUGGUUUCUAUCAACAGUGCGGAUGGCAUUUUUCGUUUGCUCAGAGAAGAUAGCUAACAAACUUGAAGCCUUUAGUAUUGUGAACCCUAACAUGUAAAGAGAAAUGAGUAGCCUAACAAUGUGUUUGAUAACGAUGGCACGGCUCCUCAUUGCUGAUUUAGAAUGCAUUUUGUAUGGAGCCGGUCGCUUGAACGUUUGAUUCUAUCCCAAUCAAUCUAGGACAGUAUUUGGUGUA